This is a messenger RNA of Trichechus manatus latirostris (Florida manatee), 2592 nucleotides long. RefSeq names its product SH3 domain containing ring finger 3 (gene SH3RF3). The coding region runs from base 7 to 2592 and encodes 861 amino acids. The record is from RefSeq and is a predicted model, not a curated record. The transcript has 11 exons. NCBI's taxonomy places the organism in Eukaryota, Metazoa, Chordata, Mammalia, Sirenia, Trichechidae. Gene Ontology annotation, molecular function: protein binding; metal ion binding; ubiquitin protein ligase activity. Gene Ontology annotation, biological process: positive regulation of proteasomal ubiquitin-dependent protein catabolic process; protein ubiquitination; positive regulation of JNK cascade.
GAGGAAAUGGACGAGUCUUCGCUGCUGGACCUGCUGGAGUGCUCCGUGUGCUUGGAGCGCCUGGACACCACCGCCAAGGUGCUGCCCUGCCAGCACACCUUUUGCCGCCGCUGCCUGGAGAGCAUCGUGUGCUCCCGCCACGAGCUGCGCUGCCCCGAGUGCCGCAUCCUGGUGGGCUGUGGUGUGGACGAGCUGCCCGCCAACAUCUUGCUGGUGCGCCUGCUGGACGGCAUCCGCCAGAGGCCCCGUGCGGGCGGCAGCGGCACGGGUAGCGGUAGCGGCAGCAGCAGUAACGGUGGCAGCCCCACUGCGCGCCCUUAUCCGGGCGCAGCCCCCGCGCUAGGGGGCGGUGGCGGUGGUGCAGCAGGCAGUGCCCCCGGUUCCCCAGUCUUUCUCCCCGCGGCGGCAGCGGGCACCGGCGCGGCGGCAGGCAGUGCCACCUCCAGCCUGCGGGAAUUGGCGGCUGCCAGCAGGAGCGCGCCUUUGGCAAAGAACCCGUGUAUUUCUCAACUUCCCUAUGGAAAAGCCCUCUACAGUUAUGAGGGGAAAGAACCCGGUGACCUCAAGUUUAGCAAGGGGGACAUCAUCAUCCUGCGACGCAAAGUGGACGAGAACUGGUACCAUGGAGAGCUCAACGGCAACCAUGGCUUCCUCCCCGCCAGCUACAUCCAGUGCCUCCGACCCUUGCCGCAGGUCCCACCCCAGGGCAAAGCACUUUAUGAUUUUGAGAUCAAGGACAAGGACCAAGACAAGGACUGUCUGACCUUCACCAAGGAUGAGAUUUUGACUGUGAUCAGAAGAGUCGAUGAUAACUGGGCAGAAGGAAUGCUGGGAGACAAGAUUGGAAUUUUCCCUCUCCUGUACGUGGAGCUCAACGACUCUGCCAAGCAGCUUAUUGAGAUGGACAAGACGUGCUUAGCGGCUGCAUGUGGCUGCGAUGCCUCCUCGCCCUCUGACCCCAGCGCGGCGGCCACUCUGGCCCCAAGUUCCACUUUAAGCAGCACAGGAGCGGUCAGUGCCUUUCAGCGGCGUAUUGAUGGCAAGAAGAAUGCCAAGAAACGCCAUUCCUUCACUGCGCUCAGUGUGACGCACAAAUCCUCCCAGGCCGUGAGCAAUAGGCAUUCCAUGGAAAUUAGUGCUCCGGUUCUGAUCAGCUCCAGCGAUCCCAGGGCUGCCGCCAGAAUCGGAGAGCUGGCUCACCUGUCGUCCAGUGCUCCAGCCCAGGACUCCUCCUCUUCAACUGGAUCCGCCACCAUGGCUGUCCCGCGAGCUGGUGCAGCGGCUGGAGAGCAGGGAACAUCUCCCAAAGUCCAGCUACCACUCAACGUGUACCUGGCGCUUUACGCCUACAAGCCCCAGAAGAAUGAUGAGCUGGAGCUGCGAAAGGGCGAGAUGUACCGAGUCAUUGAGAAGUGUCAGGACGGCUGGUUCAAGGGGACGUCCCUGAGGACUGGGGUCUCGGGUGUGUUCCCCGGAAACUACGUGACACCUGUCUCCAGGGUUCCUGUAGGAGGGGCUGGACCACCCCGGAAUAAUGUAGUUGGAGGAUCUCCACUGGCCAAAGGGAUGACUACAACCAUCCACCCAGGUGGUGGAAGUCUGAGCAGCCCAGCCACUGCCACCAGACCUGCCCUUACACUCACCACACCUCAGGCCCAUGCCCAGCACCAGGCAAGCUCUCCCGCAGUGGGCAGUUGUCUGCGACAUUCAGCCCAGCCGGCAGCCAGCCAAGCCCGGAGUACCAUCCCAACAGCGGCCCACUCCGCAGCUCAGGCCCAGGACCGACCAACUGCUACGGUGUCGCCCCUCCGGACCCAGAACUCUCCAUCCCGCCUGCCCACUGCUGGCCUCAGGCCCCACUCUGUGGUGUCCCCGCAGCACGUCCACCAACCUCCGAUCCAGAUGGUCGUCGGGGGUCAGUGCCCCCGGCCGGUCAUCCCCCUCACGUCAGCAGCGUCAGCCAUCACCCCUCCCAACGUCAGCGCGGCCAACCUCAGUGGGGAGACCGGCGGGGGGCCCGUCAGUGGCUUGUUGACAUCCAGCCCCACCAGCACAGGAUGCAAACCAGAUGAGAAGAAAAAUGAAAAGAAGGAGAAGAAGAGUGGGCUGCUGAAACUUCUGGCAGGAGCAUCAACCAAAAAGAAGUCACGUUCCCCACCGUCUGUUUCGCCAACCCACGACCCCCAGGUGGCGGUGGAUGCCUCACUCCAGGGCGCUGUGGGGCCUGAAGUGUCCUCACUGUCCAGCCACGGGAGGGCGGGCUCCUGCCCCAUAGAGAGCGAGAUGCAGGGCGCAAUGGGAAUGGAGCCACUGCACAGAAAGACGGGCUCCUUGGAUCUCAACUUCUCCUUGUCCCCUUCGAGGCAAGUGCCUCUUUCCAUGGCUGCUAUCCGCCCCGAGCCCAAGCCGUUGCCCAGAGAGAGGUACCGCGUGGUGGUCUCGUACCCCCCUCAGAGCGAGGCGGAGAUCGAGCUGAAGGAAGGCGACAUUGUCUUUGUGCACAAGAAGCGUGAGGAUGGCUGGUACAAGGGGACCCUGCAGAGGAACGGCCGGACUGGCCUCUUCCCGGGCAGCUUCGUCGAGAGCUUCUGA